This is a messenger RNA of Erinaceus europaeus (western European hedgehog), 1095 nucleotides long. RefSeq names its product ankyrin repeat and SOCS box containing 17 (gene ASB17). The record is from RefSeq and is a predicted model, not a curated record. Bases 123 to 1010 code for a protein of 295 amino acids. Lineage: Eukaryota; Metazoa; Chordata; Mammalia; Eulipotyphla; Erinaceidae. The transcript has 3 exons.
CUGGCUACAGUUUAAAGGGCCCUUCCUAUUUGUGGAGGAAAGCCACAUAUCAAAACAUGUAACUGAAGUAUUACAGUAUGACUUCUUGUGAUCUUAUCACUAUAUUAUUGGCUUAAGUAGCAAUGAGUAAAUCUUCUAAAUUAUGUCAUAAGACUUCUUGCCCAAGAAGUAAUAUAUUUUGCAGUCUCAUUGAUAAAAUUGUUAAAAGACCAUCCUUGCAGUUUUUGGGUCAGUGGGGAUAUCACUGUUAUGAACCUAGGAUUUACAGAACACUGGCAAAAAUUCUGAGGUAUGUCGACUUGGAUGGAUUUGACAUACUACUCACAGACUACAUUGCAUUCGUGGAAAAAUCAGGAUAUCGUUUUGAACUAAACUUUAAUCUUGAAUUUACUGAAAUAUGUGUGAAUACAAUUCUCUACUGGGUUUUUGCCAGAAAAGGUAAUCCUGACUUUGUGGAAUUGCUUCUCAAGAAAACAAAAGACUAUGUUCAAGACAGAAGCUGUAACUUGGCACUGAUAUGGAGAACCUUCACACCAGUAUACUGCCCAACCCCACUAAGUGGCAUCACUCCUCUACUUUAUGUGGCCCAGACAAGACAAUCCAGUAUCUUAAAAAUACUCCUGCAGUAUGGAAUCUUAGAGAGAGAAAAAAACCCUAUUAAUAUUGUGUUAACAAUACUGCUCUACCCUUCAAGAGUAAGAAUAAUGGUUGAUCAUGAACUGGUAGACAUUCAGGAAGAUGCCAAAACAUGCUUAGUCCUAUGUUCAAGAGUGCUUUCAACCAUUUCAAUCAGAGAAAUAGAGACACAACUAAGUUUAGGAAGACGUCCAAUUAUUUCAAACUGGUUGGACUACAUUCCUUCAACAAGAUACAAAGAUCCAUGUGAAUUACUACAUCUUUGCAGAAUAAGCAUCAGGGCUCAACUAUUAACCAACAACAUGCUCCCAAAUGGAAUAUUUUCACUUCUAAUUCCUGUUCCUCUGCAGAACUACUUGAAUUUAGAAUGCUAAGUAAUGCAUGUCUUUUGCCUGAGUUCUUUAAGGAUGUUCACCAUUGUAUGGUUUAGAAGUUAAUAAAAUAUAGGCUUCGUGCAAA